This is a messenger RNA of Myxocyprinus asiaticus (Chinese sucker), 2992 nucleotides long. Its product is annotated as splicing factor 3A subunit 1-like. Gene Ontology annotation, cellular component: U2 snRNP; catalytic step 2 spliceosome; U2-type prespliceosome. Gene Ontology annotation, molecular function: RNA binding; protein binding. Lineage: Eukaryota; Metazoa; Chordata; Actinopteri; Cypriniformes; Catostomidae. Bases 111 to 2465 code for a protein of 784 amino acids. The transcript has 16 exons. Gene Ontology annotation, biological process: regulation of alternative mRNA splicing, via spliceosome; mRNA cis splicing, via spliceosome. The record is from RefSeq and is a predicted model, not a curated record.
GUUACCUCACUACCGGAAGUGAUUUCGUGUGCUGCGCGUGCGUUCUGUUGGCGGUUGGCGCAUCGAGAGUGUUUUGAUUCGGACAGAGAAGAUCCUUUAGUGUCGCAGUCAUGCCACCUGGGCCUGUGCAGAUCGUGCAGCCGGAGCUAAAUAACAAGCCCGAGGAACAGAAAGAAGAGAGUCCAGCCACAAAGCCCAUUGUUGGAAUCAUCUACCCGCCUCCUGAAGUCCGAAACAUUGUUGAUAAGACAGCCAGCUUCGUGGCCAGGAAUGGACCUGAGUUUGAGUCCAGGAUCCGACAGAAUGAGAUCAACAACCCUAAAUUCAACUUCCUUAACCCUAAUGACCCAUACCAUGCUUACUACCGCCACAAGGUCAAUGAAUUCAAGGAGGGCAAAGCUCAGGAACCCUCUGCAGCUAUACCUAAAGUCAUGCAACAGCAAGCAUCACAGCAGCUUCCUCAUAAGGUUCAAGCACAGGUGAUCCAUGAGACGGUGGUGCCCAAGGAGCCUCCACCUGAGUUUGAGUUCAUUGCCGACCCUCCCUCCAUCUCAGCCUUUGAUCUGGAUGUGGUGAAGCUGACUGCACAGUUCGUUGCCCGAAAUGGACGUCAGUUUCUCACACAGCUGAUGCAAAAGGAACAGAGAAACUUCCAGUUUGACUUCCUACGACCACAACACAGCUUGUUCAACUAUUUCACCAAACUAGUGGAGCAGUACACCAAGGUUUUAAUCCCACCGAAAGGUCUUCUGCUGAAACUGAAGAAGGAAGCAGAGAAUCCCCGGGAGGUCUUAGACCAGGUGAGGUACCGUGUAGAGUGGGCCAAAUUCCAGGAAAGAGAGAGGAAAAAGGAAGAGGAGGAACGAGAGAAGGAGAGAGUGGCAUAUGCCCAGAUUGACUGGCAUGACUUUGUAGUAGUGGAGACAGUGGACUUUCAGCCUAAUGAGCAAGGUAAUUUCCCUCCUCCCACGACCCCUGAGGAGCUGGGCGCUCGUAUUCUGAUUCAGGAGCGCUAUGAGAAGUUUGGAGAGAGUGAGGAGGUGGAGAUGGAAGUGGAGAGUGAAGAUGAAGAGGAUGACAGAGAGGGCAGGGGCGACAGACACACAGCUCAACUAGACCAAGACACACAACUACAGGACAUGGAUGAGGGCUCUGAUGAAGAGGAGGAUGGCAUGAAGGCUCCGCUACCUCCUGAUAACCCCCUGCCUCCUCCCCUGCCCCCCACCCCAGACCAGGUUAUCAUCCGUAAAGACUACGAUCCCAAGGCCUCUAAGCCUCUGCCUCCUGUGGCCACUCCUGAUGAGUACCUCAUCUCCCCCAUCACGGGAGAGAAGAUCCCAGCCAGUAAGAUGCAGGAGCACAUGCGCAUCGGUCUGCUGGAUCCGCGCUGGCUGGAGCAGCGUGAUCGCAGCAUCCGCGAGCGUCAGAUCGAGGAGGAGGUGUACGCUCCUGGCCUGGACAUCGAAAGCAGCCUGAAACAGCUGGCCGAAAGACGUACCGAUAUCUUCGGUGUGGAAGAAACAGCCAUCGGCAAGAAGAUCGGAGAAGAGGAGAUACAAAAACCAGAGGAGAAGGUCACAUGGGAUGGUCACUCAGGCAGUAUGGCUCGUACCCAACAGGCAGCUCAAGCUAACAUCACCCUGCAGGAGCAGAUUGAGGCCAUCCACAAAGCUAAAGGUCUAGUGCAGGAGGACGACACCAAGGAGAAGAUCGGACCCAGCAAACCCAACGAGAUGCCUCAACCGCCCUUGCCCUCAUCAGCCCCCAGCCUACCCAAACCCAGCCCACCAAUCAACACCAUGCCCAGACCCACACAUACUAUGGCGCCCCCAGUGCGUACCACCCUACUUCCCGCAGUGCCCGUCAUACCCCGUCCUCCUGUGGCCCCUGUGGUGCGUCUGGCCCACGGGCAGGUCCUGACCCCCAUGCCACCCAUGCUGCAUGCCCCCCGCAUAAAUGUGGUGCCCAUGCCACCCUCUGGACCCCACAUACUGGCACCCAGACCUCCACCUAUGGUGGUGCCUGCUGCUUUUAUACCAGCUCCCCCUGCUCCUCAACCUCCCAGCACUGCUCCCGCCCCCAUUCCUCCUGCCCACCCUCUGCCGCCUCAUGAGGACGAACCUUCCAGCAAGAAGAUGAAGACAGAGGACAACCUGAUUCCAGAGGACGAGUUCUUACGCAGGAACAAGGGACCUGUUGCAGUUAAGGUGCAGGUGCCCAACAUGCAGGACAAGACAGAAUGGAAGUUGAGUGGCCAAGUGCUGAACUUCAACCUUCCUCUCACAGACCAGGUGUCUGUAAUCAAGGUUAAAAUCCACGAAGCCACUGGGAUGCCAGCUGGAAAACAGAAGCUACAGUAUGAGGGUAUUUUCAUCAAAGAUUCCAACUCCCUGGCCUAUUACAACAUGAACAAUGGAUCCGUCAUCCAUCUUGCUCUGAAGGAGAGAGGAGGAAGAAAGAAGUAGUUCACUCUUUACAGUGUUUCCUUCAGUGCUCAGAUCAUUACCAUGUUUAUAAUCCUGCUUCAUUUGUACACUUCACAGAACUUCUGCUGUGCUCUGUAGCAAGACUGUAUUACAAAUUAAUUGAUUUCUUGUAUUACCCUGUCAAGAUGUUUAAACAAUCAAUGUGUGAGUGAUUUAGUGUUACAAAACAUUUAAUAUUAGUGGUAGUGUCCCAGCAAUCUAUCAAAACUGCGCCUCAACUGUUUUUAGUUGCCCUUUUCACUGACAAGUAAUUGUGUUAAAUACAAUUAGCAAAUUUGAAGUUCAACUUUGAAACAACACAUUUAGUGGGAUAUAUAAUACAUACGUAUCUCUUUGGAAAAUCUCUUAAUAAAUUUGAGUUAGAAAUACUGUCAAUAGUCGUACUGUCUUUUUUUACAUACUAAAAAAUGUUAUUGCUAAUGUAAAGCUAUUUAUUUUUUUUUAACACUUUUGCGUCAAUCUAAAAAAGUUAGUCAGAGGUCCUUAGAGGACAAAAAUGUGUGAAA